Messenger RNA from Aplysia californica (California sea hare), 5476 nucleotides. Its product is annotated as complex I assembly factor ACAD9, mitochondrial. Gene Ontology annotation, molecular function: flavin adenine dinucleotide binding; acyl-CoA dehydrogenase activity. Lineage: Eukaryota; Metazoa; Mollusca; Gastropoda; Aplysiida; Aplysiidae. The record is from RefSeq and is a predicted model, not a curated record. Bases 159 to 2165 code for a protein of 668 amino acids. The transcript has 18 exons.
CUUUGGACUUUCGACUUUCAGUUUAGAGGCUCGUUAGCUAACAGGUCCAAGUGUUUUGAAACCGGGGCAUGUUACAGUUUUCUGCAUAAAGACAAACUCGUCGUUUAUAACAAUACAACAGUUACAGUUAGUUUGGAUUAGAAGUCUAUCCAGAAAAGAUGUUGGCCUCAAGCAGAUUUAGCCGUUGUAUUUGUGCUCGGACCUUACGACAGAAAGGUUUUCAUCAGAGAUGUGUCCCUGCUCAAGCUCUUACCUCCGUGCACCCAGCUCAAAAGCAUUCAGCACGUUUUUAUGCGUCGUCUUCAAAUUCUGAGGUGGUGGGAAAAGGUCAAGGAGAUGUGUCACCUCACCCUCAGGCUAGUGAAAUGGGAGAAUAUGCACCGACAGGAAAGAAGCCAAUUUUGGAUCAGCCAAUCGCUAAAUCCUUGUACUUAGGGAAACUGGAUCCAAAAUUUCUUGUGUAUCCAGAGAUCAGCAAAGAAGAGUUUGAUGAGUUGAACGAGCUUGUUGUUCCAAUUGAAAAAUUCUUUGAUAAUCUUGACUCAAAGUCUAUUGAUGUGAACGCAAAAAUUCCGGAUGAGACUCUACAACAAAUAAAAGACCUCGGUUUGUUUGGACUUCAGGUUCCAGAAGAGUUUGGUGGGCUUAACCUGAAUGCUACGGCCUAUGCACGAGUUGGUGAGGUAACGGCACGAGAUGGAGCUAUUGCCGUGACUCUGGCAGCUCAUCAGGCUAUCGGAUACAUGGGCAUUCUCCUCGUUGGCAAUGAUGAUCAGAAGCAGAAAUACCUGCCCAGGCUGGCCUCAGGGGAGCACACAGCCGCCUUUUGUCUCACAGAACCCUCCAGUGGGAGUGAUGCUGCAUCCAUUCAGACCCGGGCCACGCUGUCUGAGGAUGGCAAAACUUGGACUCUGAAUGGAGGGAAGAUCUGGAUAUCUAACGGAGGAAUCGCUGACGUGUUCACCGUGUUUGCCAAGACUGAGGUGACAACCCCCGAGGGUGAGACCAAAGACAAAGUGACUGCCUUCAUUGUGGAGCGAGCCUUUGGAGGAGUGACCAGUGGGAAGCCUGAGGACAAGAUGGGCAUUCGGGGAUCCAACACCACUGAAGUGCACUUUGACAACACUCCUGUGCCAGCAGAAAAUGUUUUGGGAGAAGUUGGCCAAGGUUUCAAGCUUGCAAUGAAUAUCUUGAACAGUGGCCGCUUCAGUAUGGGCAGUGGUGGUGCUGGAAUCCUCAAGAAACUGAUCGGCUGGACAGCAGAGCACGCCACAAGCAGGUCACAGUUUGGAAAGAAACUGACUGAGUUUGGCCUUAUUCAGGAAAAGUUUGCCAAGGUGGCCGUGACGGUAUAUGCUAUGGAAAGUAUGGCUUACCUGACUUCCUGCGUGCUGGACUCGUAUGACAACCCUGACAUGUCUGUGGAGGCGGCCAUGGUCAAGAUCUUCAGCUCAGAGGCCAGCUGGAACUGUGCCUCCGAGUGUCUGCAGGUGCUGGGUGGCCUUGGGUACAUGAGAGACUACCCCUACGAGCGCUACGUGCGGGACGCUCGCAUUAUGCUUAUCUUCGAGGGAACCAAUGAGAUCCUCCGACUCUUUGUGGCCCUGAAUGGUGUGCAGUAUGCUGGCAAGACCUUGAAGGAACUGGUCAAGAAGCUGCGUAACCCCCUGAACAACCCAGGCCUCAUGCUCAAGACGGCCUGGAGGAAGACCAAGGGUCAGUCGGUCAUCGGAGCCAAGGAGAUGCAGCUUCACACUGACGUGCACCCAGAGCUGGAGGCUGAGGCCAAAAUCCUGGACAAGAGCAUUGUGAAGUUCAGCGGAGCUGUGGAGGAAGUGCUCACCCAAUUUGGCAAUAAAGUGGUUGAUGAGCAGAUGAAGCUGAAGCGUCUGGCGGACAUCUCCAUUGACCUGUACGCCUUGACCGCUUGCAUCGGCCGCGCCUCUCGCUCACUGUGUAUCGGCCUCAGGAACGCUGACCAAGAGGUUCUUUUGACGAGGUCGUUUUGCUAUGAGGCGGAGCAGAGAAUCAACCAGAACCUGUAUGAGUUGAUGCCCUCAAAACAAGCCAACAGAGCGAUUGAUGACACAAACCGACAAAUUGCAGAGUCCAUUUUCAAACAUGGCGGAUAUGCUGCUGAGCACCCGUUGGCCAGGAACUGGUGAUGGAUGAAUUUGUCAAGUCUAGAAACGGCAUCUUACCUUUUGAAUGAGUUGCAAAGUAUGAGACUGGUUUUGAUGGAAAUACGAUGUGAAGUAGUUUAUUUUGCAAGACCUCAAGGAAUUCAUCUCGAAAAGUGACAGUUAUUCGGGGGGGUUUUCUUGCUAUUCUUGGCACGUGGCGUCAAGUCAAGCAUUGUGCCCGGUUCAUGAUUUUGCGGUGCAAAUUGGCCAGUCAUUCCAAUGAUGUUCCUUGUCGACAGCUGGUUGUGAGUUCUUGUGCUGAUACAAAUUAUGACAUUCAUAGUGGAUUGUCAGUUCAGGGAACUUCCUUCACAAAAUUUGCAAGUUGUGUUGUGUUUUGAGAGGAUGCCUGAGCCUAGCAGAAUGUGAUGGCUGAAUUUUAAUUUUGCAGUAGUUAGAAAAUAUUUUUGCAAAAAUUACCAGAAUGCCUUAUGACAUAAUAUGAGAGGAUGAACAUUUCACUUGUCAUGUUGCACUUUGAAAAAGGAAUGUAGUGAAGAAAGUUGUUGAAGAAAGAUGAAAGAAACAUUAGACAUAUUAGAUGUGCCUACCACAUGUCGGAGUAUAAUGAAUUUUGGAGAGGUUUUUGAGCAGAAGAAUUCUUUGAUACCUGUAGCCUUUUUUUAAAUAUUCAUUUUGAUAUUACACAUACAAACGUAUCAAAUAACAAUUAGUGUAUGUGUGUGUGUCGGGGGGGGGGGGGGGGGGUUGCUCUUUUUCUGAUAAAGACAUCAUCUCAGAGAUUUCCUUUUUCAUGUAUAGUAGUGGUACUUAGGCACUUAUUUUAUAUCUGGACUCAUGGGUUUUGCUUGAAAGGGUCGUGUGUUACUGACUCCAUUGAUUUGGAAGAAUGUGUAACUGUUCUGUCUUUAUUGUAUUGUAUUUAAUUUAUAUUAUAGAUAAUUGUAUAAAUAUCAUGUAGAGCCUCUGUAAACUAUAUAUACAUAUAUGUCAAUACAACAUAAAAGGCAUACACAGCUGAAGGUUCUUGCUCUUUAGGCAUUUUUGACUCGCUGCUCGAUUGUCAUUUUGAGAAAAAUAGUAUUUACUAUGCCUUGAGUUCUGUUCUACUGCUGUAUAGAUGUAUUGUGGAGUUUUCUUAAACCACACAUCGUUUUUUUUUUUUUUUUCGAAAACAAGGUGAACCAAAGGAAAAUAUAUUUCCCGAUUUUUUGUUCUUAGCUUCUUGGCUAUCUCUCUAACCAAAAAACGUGAAUUUAAAACCAAAGAAAAUCUAGCAACCUCACAGAUUUUGGUUAAGGUGGACCCCACUGGACAUGAGUAUUGUUUCUACUCCUGUGUUAUGUGGCUGGCAUGCAAAUUAUGUCCGUUUUAGACAAGUGCGCUAUGUUUCCCAUACUGCCUUUAUGUGGGGAUUGUCGUGGUUUUUCUGAAAUCUGUAACAAACCUCUUCUGAUGUCAUUAUGGCAUUAACAUCAACAAAUUAUACAUUUAAUAUUAUAUGGUAUGUUACUCAAGGGCUGAGAAGUUGUAGGUGGCCAGGGCAGUCUGGGUUUAUCCUGCCUUCUUCGGUAGUCCCUGACAAUGAAUUUCCAGUGGGUUUGGAUGCACAGUUUGCUCCAACUCCAUAAGUAUUGUGUUGGAUAAUGGAGCAUAUAGCCCUGGUUCAAAUCCCCAACAGGGUUUCCUGAAUAUGGGUUGUUUUGGCGAGUUUUUAAGUAUCUCCACCCAUCUGGCUCACUCGUUUUGGAGAUGGAAGUUAAAUUUAAGGAUCCCGCCUCUUAUUCUUAAACAACUUUAAAGUAGUGUUGAAAGGGGCGCUGAACCUAUGUAAUGACUACUGACAUGUGGUCCUGUUCUUCUUUUUGCACGGAGCUGUCCUACUAUGUUUACCAUGACAUGUUUCACUGGCAGUGACUGUGACAGUAUUGGAGAUUAAUUUAAUGAGGACAUAAUAAGAUUGCCUUAAUUGAUGAAGUAGUCAUCAGUUGUAUUAUUUGUUACUUUAUGUAACUUUUUUUUCUUUUUUCAACUUUUUAAUAUUCUUUUAGUAUAAGAUUAGUUUUCAAGAACAUGUUUAUUUUUAUUAUUUGAUGAGGUUGAUUGUAGUUACGAGGUCAAACAGUACUGUGUGAUUUGAGUGCAUGCGUAUUGUGGGUGUUUGUGUGUUUGGGUAAAGAGUGAGAUAAAUUUGAUCAACCUUCACAGUUUUAUGGGUCCGGUCAUAUCACAUGUGUGCAAGGCAGUGUGUAACAUUUUGAACAUUUAUUUGUUUUUGGGACAUUAUGAUCUCAGGCAGUGUUUGCUAAGUAACUUACUCUUAGUUUCCUGAAUUUUCCUCUCACUCUCAUGUAAUAACAUGAUUUUAUGAAAUUAUUUUUCUUCAUGAAUUUUCAAAAUAAAUUAUAUAAACAGUGAAGGUAAAAACCAAUAAUAGGGCACAGUGCUGUCAGUUAUUGGUAGCUACUCAUAAUCUCAUAAAACUACUGUAAGGGGAAUUUGACGACCGAUUACAGUAGCAAAAUAGUUUUACCAGAAAAAAAAAUAGACCAUUAAAUAUAAAAAGUGUUCAUUUUGUAAUGAAUGUCUUGUAGUCACUUAUUAGAUAGGAGGAAGGCUUACUGGAAUGAGUAGCUACCAAUAACUGAUAGCUAACAUUAACAAAAAGGUUUCCUCUCGAGAGUAGAAGAAGGAGAUGUUGUUUUUGAACCUUUGGUAAUUGCCAGCUGCUUGUAGCCUCAGCUGUGUGAGUAAUAAUAAUAAUAAUAAUAAUAUUAAUAUCAGAAAAGUAGCGGGACUAAUGAGAGCAAAAAGAGCUGUUUGUUCAAAAACCUUGAUUUUUUUUAAUAAAAAAAAGGAUGUUUAUGUGUUUUCAAAGUUUGUGCUUUGUAUGAUGAAAGGAAAACUUUUUUGAUUUUGCAUUUUGUGUGAAUCAUAGUGAAAAUGAUUACAAUGAGAUUAAGCUUGUUUUUCCUUACAAGAACCACAGUUCUAUUUUUGGAUUGUUUGACAAAAUGAAAGUCAUGUUUUAUUGUUACCUCACAGUCGACUUUAUUUAUUGGAUUUAAUUCCUUCCCUACUUUUUACUAAACCUGACCCGGUAAAAAAUGAACUUUGUUGGGACGCUGUAAAUUUAUAUGUCACUGUGAAUGACAACAGAGAUCUAGUGACUGCGUUUGUGGGAAUCAGUGAACUAAUUAUUUGUACAAUCUUAAUUUUGUGAUUCAUGAAAUGAAGAAAUAUAAUGACAUUUGGUGUGUAAUGUGUAAUGAAUCUUGUUUGAAAGGUGAAAUAAUGACAUUCUGUGUGUAAUAAAUCUUGUCUGAAAGGGA